CGCAGGGAGUUGUUUACUCUGCUCUGUAAUAAUGAACGUGUCCCAGGACACUCCUCUAGUCUAUUGUGGAUCCAUUCAAAUCAACAGAGGCAACCACUAGACUGGAUAACCCAACGGUAACAGCGCCGGCAAACUUUCUUUGUGGACUAUACCUCUGAGUCGCGUGGAUUUUAUUCUGCUUGUGGUUUAACUCUCUACAGACCCAUCUCACUAAAAGACAGCUGUGGCUACACUAUCAAGAGCGGCUUAAACAGCACAAAGUGAACUGUUGGAAGGAAAAGUCCUGAACAGAAGAACGUUCUGGACUCACUGAAAGAACAGGGUGAAAAAUCGGCACAUAAAAUAGACCUGUUCAUAUAUAGCCUGUGAUUAUCGAUUCAAAGUAAUUCCCAGCUCUGUUUUGUGACAGUGUGGCUACCAGCAUCCAUACCCUUUAGUGAAGUGGUGAGCGGAAAUAUUGUCUUGUUUUGCUGAAAAAGAGACAGUUCCCAGUACCAAAACAGUUUCAGAGACCACAAGACUUGGUGGAUGAAUAAAGCCCUGUCGCAAAGCUGUACCAUGGAACUUUUAUAGGGGAAAUGCCUGUCAUGCAUACCAUGGGAAGCCCAGAAUGUGGCUUGUCCCGUUCUGCUUUACAAACCCUCUCAAGAAGCCACUGCAAAAACAUCAAACAGAAGAUCUCCCAGUGGGAGGGGAGAAGCAUCACUGGAUCAUGUGGAGACCUACUGAGCGAAAAGCCAUCAAGAACCUUCAGUAAUACAUUUGCAAGGUCAACUGCAGAGGGAUUGGACAACAGGAAACAUGGAUUAAAUCAUACUAAACAUUUGGGUUUGGAUUUUAGGGAAGAAACAAGGGGUGAUCUAUACGAUGGUGAAAAUAACAGGUUGGUCAAUGAAGAGGCAGAAAGCCCUACUAUUUAUGACCAACAGUUUUCAGACCCAGAGAUGGACCUUCCUCCUGGAAACUUUUACACUUCUGCAGGGAUGUUUAAGAAAAGCAACUAUAUUUCAGAAGAAGAUUUAACAGCGAUGGUAAUGGAAUUUAAAAGGAAAAGGGGGAAAAACAUUUCAAAAGAGAAGGAACUUAAUUUGAGAGGCCUUGCAAAUCAGAUCACUAUUAUGAAAAGCAUGGAAAAUAUUUAUUGUGAUUCGGGGCAUUUAAACGCUGCUCCAUCUAUAAACCCAGUCCCUAAACCCCGAAGGACAUUUCGCUAUUCCACAGAGCAUCGCCAUGAUGAGCGCAAGGACAAUCACCAUCAUCGAAGGAGACGGUCCGUAGACGAGAGUGAUACAGAAUCUUCUGAUCCUUCUGCUCCUCCUUCUGAGCCUAAAAAGCCUGGAAACAGGAAAUUAAGACCGAGAUCAAAAAGGAAAUCCUUUGAAUUUGAAGACGUCCAGACUUACAGGCGUUUCCUACAAAAUUCAAACCACCCUCAGAUCUCUGAGGAAUCUACAGACCAUUCAAGGCCUGCUGUGUACCAUACUGUGUCUGAGGAAAACAUCUACGAGGAUAUUAUGUAUCCAGUCAAAGAACACCCUUAUGAAGACAUCAAAAUCUCCCCCCUACCUUUGUGGAGGGCACCAUCUAUAUGGAAGUUGCCACCUCCAAGAUGUACUAUCAAAGCCCCUAAGAUCCCAUCUAAACCAAACUUUUUGAAAAGGCAAACACUGGAACUCAAAAGCACAAAAUUAUACCUUCACAAGAAGACACCAAAGGAUUCCACCCUGCCAGUCACACUGAUGGAAUGGAAGAUUUUCAGAAGUGGAGGAGAUACAGCUAAGAAGAGAAAGAAGUUCCCUAGGUUGGUGAUGAAAAUACAGGACAUCUUUGAGGCUAAACGAGGGAAGAAGAGGGUUAAAGUUCAGACCUAUGUGGGUCAAUUCACUCCUUCCUCAAAAGGAGAAGCUAGUGAAUCUGAAAGUGAAACAGAAGAUCGCCAGAGAAGACACAAGCGUUUGACUCACGUGCAGAGCUCAUUAAAGAGGAACCCUCAUUAUCAGACCCUGGAGAGGGACCUCAUUGAGUUCCAGGAACAGCAGCUGUUUGAGCUCUUUGUGGUAGUCUCUUUACAGAAAAAGCCUUCAGGAGAUGGUUACAUUCCAUAUAUAACCCAACAAUAUCCCAAUAAGAAUGAUCAGCCACUUAGGCAAUCCAAAGACACAGAGGAAAGACUUAAAGUCAUCCCACAAUUUUGUUUCCCUGAUUCCAAAGACUGGGCUCCCACCUCAGAUCUGAAAAGUGAAACUUUUUCUUUUGUCCUCACUGGAGAAGAUGGAAGCAGGUGGUUUGGCUACUGUAAAAAGCUUUUGCCACAGGGCAAAGGGAAGCGGCUGCCUGAGGUCUAUUGCAUGGUUAGCCGAUUAGGCUGUUUCAACCUCUUUUCUAAGAUAUUGGAUGAAGUAGAAAAAAGACGAGAGAUGUCGCCAGCUCUGGUGUCUCCUUUCAUGCGCAGUGUCAUGGAGGCUCCCUUUCCGGCUCCCGGACGUACAAUAACUGUGAAAAGUUUCCUGCCGGGUUCAGGAAAUGAGGUCAUAGAGCUUUGCAGGCCCAUGGACUCGCGUCUCGAGCAUGUGGAUUUUGACUGUUUGUUUAACUGCCUAAGUGUGUCUCAUCUUAUCAAGGUCUUUGCCUCACUGCUUCUUGAGAGACGAGUUAUCUUUGUAGCUGAUAAUCUCAGCACCUUAUCUAAGUGUGCACAUGCAGUGGUUGCCCUGCUCUACCCAUUUACUUGGCAACACACCUACAUUCCUGUUCUGCCAGCUUCCAUGAUUGAUAUUGUCUGCUCGCCCACUCCUUUCCUAAUUGGCAUACUCUCCUGCUCAUUACCUCUGCUAAGCGACCUUCCCAUCGAAGAGGUACUAAUAGUUGAUCUCUGUGCAAACAAAUUUCUUCAACAGCUAUCAGAUGAAGAUGACAUAUUACCUCACAAGCUUCAAGCUGCAUUAGUCCAGAUCUUGGAGCAGAGAAAUGACAUCAUAUAUCAUGAACAGCAUUUCACUGAAGAAGAUGUGACCUUGAACUCUCUGGUAACAGAAGCCUUUGUGUGGUUCUUUGUGGAGAUUAUGGGACACUACUCGUUACACAUGUAUGUGAAUGAAAAGGGCGAAAGGGUCUUCCAGAGAGAUCCCUUCCGAAAAUCACACACUUCCCGGAGCAUACGUCAGUUUCUUGAUCUUUUUAUGGAAACGCAGAUGUUUGCUGGAUUCACUCAGGAUCGGGAGCUGCGGAAGAGUGGCGUUAAAGGUGUUUUUGAGGUGCGAGCCAUUGAAUAUCUAAAGACCCUUCCUGAGACAGAGCCUAGCAGUGUCAAUAAAUUUUUAAAAGGCCUGAGUAGCAAAAUGAAGUUUCUUCAGAAGAAAUGAGCAUCUGUAUUGUUACACCAUAACUAGAAUAUAGUGACUCCGAAAAAUAUGUCGGAGCUGAAAUGUUGUCUAGAGUAGCUGCAGAAUCAUCACAAGGUUCCUGC
Messenger RNA from Spea bombifrons (plains spadefoot toad), 3466 nucleotides. It is a transcript of the gene DENND2C, whose product is annotated as DENN domain containing 2C. Bases 579 to 3362 code for a protein of 927 amino acids. The record is from RefSeq and is a predicted model, not a curated record. The transcript has 19 exons. NCBI's taxonomy places the organism in Eukaryota, Metazoa, Chordata, Amphibia, Anura, Pelobatidae.